AAAAGGAACGCUAUUAUUAAUAUAGUACAUUCGUUACCAAAGAUAUCAGAGAACAGACACUGAGACUCACCCAUCACCUCAGCAGCUUACACAAGAUACAAGAUGAACAAGAUGAUAACAGUUGCAAUUCUCUUUAUUCUAAAGGGCUGCUUGAUUAUACAUGAUGCCAAAGCUGUACAUAUUCAUAAAGAGAAGGACAUGAUUGUAAAAGAUAAUGAGAAGGUUGUACAAGUCAUAACAGUACAAGGUGAUGAUAAAGAUCAAAUAAAAGAGGAUAAAGGGACUGUAGAGGAGAAUAGAGAGGUUGUAAAAGAUGAGAAAGAGGCUGUAGAGGAGAAUACAGAGGCUGUUAAAGAGGAUGAACAGGCUGUUCAAGAGGAUGUUACCACUGAACAAAAAGAAAGAGAGAAUCUUGGCAGGAAAAAUAUGGAGCUUGGUACCAUAGUUUUGAAAAGAAUGACCCAAACAAAAAAAUCUGACAUAACAACGGAGCAAAAUCCAAUGCAAACAGAGAUAAAAACUAAAGAAACUGAACAAGAAACUAAUAUGACAGAAAAGAAUAUGAGAAAUGAAGCUGACGCAAUCUUCAAUGUCAGUAACAUCUGGUCCAUCGAGUUCAUAAUGUCAAUGGUGGCUUGUUUUAUCCUGUUAGGUGCUGGAUGUGUAAUCUUACACAGCUACAUCAGAAUAGACGACAUGGGCGGCAAACUGGAUUCAAAACUAGAUUCAACAGAAGAAACAAAGCAGAUUCAUGCUAAUUUGGAUAUACUACUUCCAUGAAAUCUUCAAAGGGUCCUCGAUUUACCACUGUUCUAUACGUUAAGAUAACAGUAUGUAAAAACAAUAUGUAAUGACUUCUUGUGGUGACAUAAAAAAAAGGGAGUAAGUCCUAGUGCAGGAAGUAAGAGAUCUCAAAAGCUCCACUUGAUUAAAAUAUUCACCACUUUUCAUGUACAUAGACUGACAUAAUACAAGAAACAGAUUUUGGCACAGAGCAGCUCAAAAAAGACAAUUGAUUAUAUGUGUGCCUCCUGCUGGAAAUCAAAGUUGUUUUGAAGUUUAUUGUUGUAUAUAAACUGAAUAUUUUUGAAAUCCAUGCUUUAAUAGAUGCAUGAGCAAAAAAUUAACAUUGAUGAAUCUGUCAAACAGAAUAUUGAACAUAAUAAAAAAAUAUUAUAGCCAAA
Messenger RNA from Owenia fusiformis, 1184 nucleotides. The record is from the annotation of a GenBank genome assembly. NCBI's taxonomy places the organism in Eukaryota, Metazoa, Annelida, Polychaeta, Sabellida, Oweniidae.